Molecule: messenger RNA, 654 nt
Organism: Dioszegia hungarica
Lineage: Eukaryota; Fungi; Basidiomycota; Tremellomycetes; Tremellales; Bulleribasidiaceae
Exons: 13
Coding region: 1-654 (217 amino acids)
Source: RefSeq, a predicted model, not a curated record
AUGGCGAUGAUCCCAAGUGGUGCCCCUCGUGAUGCCGCGAUCACUAUCGGGCCUUUCAAGCCUUCUCGUCCCGGCUACGGGCCCGUACUAUCCUAUCUCCAAGCUGCUCAGCUAGAGACACCACUCAAGAUCCAUCCUUUGCUCAAUCUGCGUACUUGGGACCCGAAACCGUACGGCAAGUACCUCGCUUGGAACUGUAUCGAGCACCCGAUGUUUGCUGCUAUCUGGGUCGACUACGACGAUACCGAGACUGAGUGGAUCAAAGAACGGGGUCAACCAGCCACAUCGCCGAUCGUCGAGGAGAUCAAUUUGGGGCAUGUGGAGACCGGGUGGUGUGUCAGAGUGAGAAAUAGGAUGGGCAUCACAUGCGAGGAUGUCCUUUUUGCCAUCUACGACUUCUUCGCUUCGCCAUUAUACGUCGAUGAGUUGGGGGAAAUGCACCCUCGCGCAGUGAGAAUCAUGGAGCAGCAAUACUUCGAGAAGCGCAGAAUGGGAUUCUUUGACUUGAUGGAGGGGUACCGCAAAUCCGACGCACUGCUUGGCAUGACUUACUUUGAGGGCUUGCACAAUGACCCGGAAUCCGUCGAACGGCUGAAGAACAAGUACAACUACCACUCCUCCAAUCUCCUCAUGCUCAAACUUGGGACGUCAUGA